Molecule: messenger RNA, 723 nt
Organism: Alternaria postmessia
Lineage: Eukaryota; Fungi; Ascomycota; Dothideomycetes; Pleosporales; Pleosporaceae
Exons: 2
Coding region: 1-723 (240 amino acids)
Source: RefSeq, a predicted model, not a curated record
AUGGCAAGCUGUGAUUACUACUCGCUUACUUCUUACACUUAUACGCUCGACCGCUCAAUUACUCAAUCUUUACUAUAUCGACCACCCGACUUACAAUGCCUGGCCCUAGGCAACGCCACCAAAACAGUGAGUCGGGUAGAGCCAACCAACGUGCCCACGAAGAGCGUAUCGCUCGUCGCGCAGCAGAACGUGAGGCAACACAACAAGUUCGCGGUCGCGGUCGCGGUCAGCAGCAAGAAGAUCGCGGUCAGCGGCAGCAAGACAUACCCUCAGGUCGAGGUCAAGAUCAUCAGCAGCAAGGCUAUCUACAAGAUCAGGGUCGCGGCCGGCAGCAGCGCGAUCAAGGCCAUCAGCAGCAGGGCUUUCAGCCAAGUCAAGGUCAAGGCCAGUAUCCAGACUCAGGCUGUUCACAAGGUCAGGGCCAACAAUUCCACAUUAAACUGUCUAAUGCAUACUGACUUGAAUAAAGCAGCACCUGAUGUCACUCUUUCGCCUCGAAGUUCCCCACCAUUUCCCUCGCCAGUAAAUAUCGGGCCUAGUGCUCCUGAUCAAUAUCUAUACCCCGGUACGCCUUUCCAGGUCCUAAAUCCCAGCUACACGCAACGGCCGUUACCAGAGCCAGCCUCCGCUCCCCGUCAGCUACCCAAGACACCCCCACCGCCUGUAGUAGCAUUUUCGCCGGGGACUGAAGCUGUAAGUAGAUCCUUUGAUGUACCUAAAUGA